Mycena citricolor is the source of this 8691-nucleotide messenger RNA. The record is from the annotation of a GenBank genome assembly. Lineage: Eukaryota; Fungi; Basidiomycota; Agaricomycetes; Agaricales; Mycenaceae.
CAUGAGCUUAAUAUGACGGAGAUUCAAGUUGGGGAUAUCGCGAACGUAUAUCCAACGGACUUUGAAAACGCCCUUCCACUUGUCAGAUGCCCAGACAGUACUGCUUCGCGUGUAGUCUACAGCCGUGAGCAUUUCUGCCAUACCGCAGAAGUGGCCACUGUGCGAGGUCAACAUCUGACCGUGACUACACCUAACAUUACACACCUCGCGUUCACGCUGAAGAAAAGGUAGAUUGGGCCUCGUCCGUUACACUCCUUGAAUGCCUUGUCCAACCGCUUGUUGCCAGGCUCCGUCGAACUCCAAAUCUCGUACUUAAGAGACUUGUGCACAUCGUCUUCCGUGUAAGAUUUGAUCACGAAAUACCGGGCGUACUGUGGCCUAAGUUCGAACGUCGCUGGGUUGUAGCCUUUCGCCGCGAUAAGGCUAGGCACGUCGACAGGGGAGCCGCCAAAGUUUUGCUGCGUUGGCCGAGGUGGUUGCAUGUACUGUGCGGGGAUGGGCGGCACCGGUUGGUCUUUACUGGAUUGCUGUUGCUGAUAGCUGUAUCGGAGGUUCGGAUUGGACGUGCGCAAGCGCAACGACGGGUCCUUCUGCUGGUCCCAGGCACCACUGUACGGCUGAUACGGAGGUCCUGGCUGCUGCUGUUGCUGCUGCUGCUGCCCAAUCGGUGUCUUGCGGCCGUCGAAUUCUCCCAUCUUACGGCCCCCAUUGCCGUUCCCGGUAUUUCCGUUCCCAUUCCCGCCCCCGGCACUUCGCAUGCCCGGCGCCUGAGCUGGAGGCGGGUGUGCUGGGUUGAAUCGAGGAGGAUGGGUGCUCUGGCCGCCAACGUAUGCGUUCCCGUUGCCCGCGUACCCAGCCCCAAUUUCCAAUGCAGACAGAGCCCGUUGGACAUCAUCGACGUUGGCUGGUGCGAAACCGUUGCUCGGGGCGCGCCAGUCACCGGCAUUCGUUGACCAGGGCGAGAGACGGUUGACGGGACUGGCGGGACCAGCUUGUUUGGGAUAAUAUUCAGACUCGUCGAAGUCGCCUGGAUCAUCUUGAUAAACAAAUUCCUCCUGCUCUUGUUCGAGAGCUUCUGUCGCAUUGGCAGGUGGAGGAUGGGGAGGCAGGGGGGUCUGCAACGUUCCAGACCGACGGAGGCCUGUCACAGGUAUCUUCUGUGCUUGGCGAGCAGCCGCGCCGUAUGUAAGAGACUGGUGACGGCGGACACCGGCACCAGCAGCCGGUGGGGAAGGGCCGUCAUGCGGGGAAAGAGGAGAGGUGGGAUCCAAUUCUUCUCCUGUGACAUGACUCUGCCGCACACGAGUUCAAAUGAUGCUGGGACUUGAAGGGGCUUGCAGACUCACAUCUUCCACUGCAUAGGGGAUAUCGCCCUCCCAAUCGUCUUCAUCGCCUUCAUGCCCGGCGAUGGCACUCAAACUGUUCUUGGCCGUCAAACUUCCGGACCUCGAGAGCGCAGAAACCUGAGGUUGGAAGGCUGAAAAUAGAUGGGAGCUCACAGAAAAAUAGGAAGUGCAAUGAGCUACCUCGGUGGUAUCUUGUCGGGAGAGAAGCCUGCCGGUGGAGUCCCGAUUUUUCGCCCACAGCACCCACGCCGCCUACCCAGUCCUCUCCGACAGCCUCAUCGUCAUCGUUCCAGUGCUGCUCUUGAGCAGCUUCUUCCGAUAUGGCGCUGUUGCGUGCUGCUCUGGAAGCAGCCGAGAUCGUAUGGUGUCUGCGGACCCCGCUCGAAUUCGGAAGUGAGCCGGGAGUAGCAGGCAACUGGCUGGGCUGCGACAUCGUUGUAUGUAAAGGUGAGGACGAGCCGCUGAAUAUUCGCCUGACACUCGAUUUUCACCUCGCCGCCGUUGUCGUCACAGUCGGAGAAAGGUUAACGCCCUGGAGACGACUGUCAGCCAGGAACACAAGUCCAAACAGAGUCGAUUACAGUUUAUGACGAACGCUCACGACGAAAAUUUGAACAAAGCUAGAAAGAAUAAGCUUUCUGGGCACGCUAGAGCCAGCUUAUAACCUCCUCAACCCCAUCGAUCUUCGUGCCGACUGCUUCUAGUCCUUGGGAUUGCUCCCUGAGUCCCUGCCCGUCGACGUCACGGCUUCCCUGUGUCGACUUCUUCACACUCAUCGCUCCUUCUGCUGUCUGCGAGCUCAUUUCGGCCGUCAAACAUCGGUGCAUACCGAGAGGAACUAGAUGUUUCUCAUUCGACAUCUAAUGGCUUGUCUCGAGGCGACAGGGCCACUAGCUGCGGCGAGUAUUUCGAAAGUGACUGCACAUUGCUAUCACCCGCUAGAAUACCUUGCGCAAUCGUACCCGCGCAAGGACUUCUAGUCCCCCAGAUGCUUCCGUGAUCCUGGACCCGCAAAACGGAAUGGGCUGUCAUCUAUAGUGAUGCACAGUGUCUCAUGAUCGUUGCUUGAUACUUGUCGAGACAUCGGGCUGAAUUACGACUUGGCCUGUUAACGAAAGCCAUAGUACAGCUGCGCAAAGAUCUGAUCCUCCAAGGACGUGGAUGUGGUUUCCGAUGGCCAGAGCCUGGACCCCCAAUGAACACAUGGGGGAUUGGAUCCUUUCGAGCCACCGAUAUAUAGACACGUAGACGCGCUUCGACAUGAAGUCCUUGAAACAUAAUUACAUGGACAAGCAAAUAAUACAUCUGGAUUGUGGUUGCCAAAUGCUUAGUUGGACCUUUCAUGGUGUCCACUCGGCAGAAGCAUCGCUGACUUGCCGCUAACCGAGGUCAUCCAUCUCUCCUUCCCCACAUGUCUGGCGCUGAACGGACAUCUGGCUCUCGUGCCACUCGUCAAGCGGCAAGACAAGCCUCCACAAAAUUCGAGUCCCAACUGAACUCGUCGCCCACGCGCUCGGAUCCCCCGCCCUCGCCAGCGAAACCGGUCAGACGAGCACCCAGCCGUCCGAACUUGAAGCAGAAGUCCGUCAAGUCCGCAAGCGGCAUCCCUGCCAGCGCUAGCGCCACUCAGCGUCCGCGCUCGGCAUCGGGGAGAAAACGACCGGUGUCUCUCGAUUCGCGCGCGUCGGAUGGGAGGGACUCCAGCCUCACAUCGCUUUCCAAUCCCCCCUCGCCCAUAAACGCAGCGCGCACCCUCCGGAACAGUGCUUUCCGCUCCAUCUCCCCGGGCGGAGAUCCCCAGUUUGGCUGGAUAUUGGUCAACCACGACGGAGACGUGUUCGCUCCGAGGGAUGAGAGUGGGAUGUGGUGGCCGUGUCGCGAGCUGAACAGGACGCCUUUCCGUGUCCUGCUGUUCGAGCGCAUCGGCGAGCGCGCGGAGGACCGUGUAAUCGAGCUGCCCGCCCCGCCCUCGGAGGACUACUACGUUGAAUUCGACUCUGACCGCGCGAUCCGUUUCUGCGAACCGAAAGACGCGGCGUAUCCGAAACCGUCAUCGGAUGAGUCCCCAAAAAAACGACAGAAGAUGAACCUGGAGGCGCAAUGGCAACUUGCAGUAUCUAGGGCCGUGCACGAAGUCCAGUCCAAUCACUUUCCGAGUGUGCAAUUCAUGCAGAGUACCCGGGAUAUUCCCGGAUACCAGUCGGGAUCGCAAGACAGGGCUUCAAUUUCUCAGAGGGAAAAGCCAACAACCACUCGACCCCAGUCGAUUCGUUCGGAGAAAGCUGCUUAUGUCCCGCCUCCACCUGACGAAACACUGGAUAUACCAGGGGAGCUCGUCUACGCCCGCGAAACAGCAGCGAGCAACAAAUACUGGCCGGCUCAGAUACUCAAAUACGAACCCCCCUCGAAACCGUCAGCACCACCACGAUACCACGUCCAGUGGGUGGACGCAUCACGUUCCUCGAUCACCCGGGAUCUCUUCUACACUUUCGACGAGCCCGGCUUUGGGACAUGCUUUUUGGGCACUUUCGCCAGUGAGGUCACGGACGCCGUCAAUGACGCGGACGCCGAGGACGAAGGGGAGGAGGAUUCUUGGACACGUGAAAGCAGUCCCCAGCCUCUUGAUCCCCCGCCCGACGGACCGACGUUCUCGGCUCUGGACCUGCGGCAGCAAUUCGUGCAUACGAAACCUGUUCUGCAGGCUAUCCUCAGGGAUGAAUAUGCCCCCGCGCGCGAGGCUCAUCUGCACUUCUUAGCGGGGGGCAACACGAGACUGGCUCUGGCCAAGAAAGCGUCGAUCCGUGGACUUUUGGAUCCGAGACAGGUCGAGAAGCUAGGGAAACUGAUAGUGGAAUGGUGCGUGCGGCCGGAGCGAAACAGUCGACAUGUGGAUCAGCAGGUCAGAGAAGAGCGUGACUCUGAGUCUGCAAGCGUCCCGCACAGUGCACCCUCACCUACACCGACAGAGGACGUGGGGCAACCAUCCUCGCCUGUAUUGGACCCGCCCACUUCGUCCUUUACGAUCGCGGGCGACGAGGAUGAGGCCAUGCCGGAACGGCCGAUGGCACAGACUGGCUGCGAGGGUUUCGAGAGCCUCACCGAGGUGGACAAGCUUUCCUACUGUCUGGACGUUCUGCUGCCUCAAGCUCUCGUGCAAAUCAUCCUCUGGCGCAACGGCAGGCGGCAGUCACUGGCUCUGCUCAGCGCGCAGGAGGAGCAGCAGUUGUACAACGAGGGCAGGGAGGAACUGGACACCUCCGACUGGGUACUGACUGUCAAGCAUCUGCGCCAAGUGAAGGAGAAAAAACUGCUGAAAGAUUCCGAGAAGAAAUCGAAAGGACAGGUCGUGAAGACAGGCAAGGUUCUACGGCAGAGGAGAUGAUCUAGAGCUUUUUGGCAUAGCGCAUACAUAUAUCAACGCAUCCAUUUAUUAGGAUUUGCCCAUAAGGCAAUCGGACCUUGCCGACUAUGGUGGAAAGUGACGAAGAAUGGUGCCCCCGUGUUCUGUCCUGCAUGGAAUUACAAUUGCGCCCGCAACCUCUGCUGGAGCUUUGCGGCACAGGCAGAGCCAAAUUUUGGUCGCGAACACGACCAAUCAUUGGCCGUGUUGCCACCCAGCAUCAGAAUGUUCAGUCGGAAAACAGCGGCGAGAAGAUGGACGCGGCGUGACAUGCAGCCACGUGGUUGUUACAGAUCAUUACAGACGAUAGUCUAUGUAACUGUUGCCGUUGAACGUUGAUCAGCCGCUCUCAUGUCGAUCGGCGACCUUCCACCCGAAUUGCUCGAAGUGAUUUUCACCCACUGUGUUUCUGGUCCCGUUUUAUAUCCGAAAACGCGCUGCGACGUUCCGUUGAAUGUCUCACAGACGUGCAAACAGUGGAGAGAGGUGUCCCUCAACAUAUCUCUGCUCUGGUCGACAUUCGAGGUCGUGGUAGACUAUCCGUCGUCCUCUCCUCCCGAAACAGUGAUCAACCGGUUCCUGGAUCUCUCUAAAGCGCAUCCCUUGACACUAUCUGUGGUGACGGGUCGGCCAGAAUCGAAGACCACGAGAGCGGAGCAGGGCAGAGUCGGGUCUGUCAUGGAGCUCCUCCUACGCCAUCUGCAUCGCUGGAGAGCCGUGUCGCUGGAUCUGCAGAGCCGUGCAUCGCCAGCGUGCGUCCACGCUGCGUUGACAUCGCAAGGAGCGCCGCUGCUCGAACGCCUCGAGCUCAGCCCCUCGUCCUGGUCGCCUCCAUCACCGGCUGUGGGAUUCACGAUCCCCUGGCUGGCGCACGUCAUAUCCGGAGACCGUUCGCCCAACCUGCGGUCGCUGACCAUGCACCGGGGACAGCUGCCCCCGCAGUACUUGUCUCACGUGCCGUGGGGACAGCUCACGUAUCUGCGGCUCGAAGCGCAGCUGUCCGAGCUCGCGUGUCUGUCUGUGCUGCAGUCCAGCCCGGCAUUGGAGGAGUGCCACCUGCUCGAUGUGCGGCAUCAGCUGCAGAGCGUCCUGCCGGGCUUCGACCCGCUGCUGCCGGUGCUCAUGCCGCGCCUUGCGGCGCUGAAGCUCGCGUCGCAGCACGGCGUGGAGCGGCUCAUCCGGCUGCUCGUCGCGCCGGCGCUGCAGUCGCUGGAGCUCGGGACGCGCUCGAUCACGAUGCGGUGGGACCACGCGCAGUUCAUGCGCUUCCUCGCGCGCUCGGGGUGCGCGCUCAGAACGCUCUCGCUCCGGGACCUGUUCGUCUCGCGCCUGGCGCACGCGGAGAUCGCCGCGGUGCUGCUCCGGCUGUCGCCCUCGCUCACCGCGCUGUCCAUCGCGUCGGACAUCCCCGGGACGCCGGUGCCCAUCGACAACUCGUUCCUGCGCGCGCUGGCGUAUCCGCCCGCGGGAGGCGGCGACCCCGUCCUGUUGUGUCCCUGGCUGGAACGCCUCGAGUUGCAGCUGGGCCCGUUUGUGACGCACGGCGAGCUCGAGCACAUGAUCAGCUCGCGUCUCGCGGGCCAUCGGAUCGCACCGGAUGUCAUUGGAGAGCUGAGAGCGGUCGAGAUCGUGACUGUGACCGAGCGGCAGAUGAAGGAGGUGGAGAGGAUCCGAGAUUCGACUUUAUUUACGGGGCUCUGGGUCGUCCGGCAGAUCAACGUGACCGCUCUUGGUGGUAUGAUUCCACGUAAUGCAUAACUUCCGUCACCUCCGCUGUCCCAUGCGAUCCUCCCAGAUCCCUUGUCUUUACCCCAGCCCCGGUGACGUUUUCGAUGGCUUGCAUCAGACAAUCGGCUGCCGCCACCAUAUUCCCGACACCGGGCCCCUCGACUAUCCCGACGCUGUUGCUCGAUCCAUCGGAGCCGGCCAGCCACCGGACCAUCUCCGCCGCGCUCCAAAACGCGCCGACGGGAUUCGCGAUGCCCUGCCCGGCGAUGUCGGGUGCACUGCCGUGGAUCGGCUCGAACAUGCUGGGGAAGCGGCGCGUGGGAUCGAGGUUGCUGCUCGGGGCGAUGCCGAUGCUGCCGGCGAGGGCGGCGGCGAGGUCGCUCAGGAUGUCGGCGUGCAGGUUCGUCGCGACGAUCGUGUCGAGGCUCUGGGGCCGGUUGACCAUCCGCACUGCCCGGGCUGAGUCAGCACACAACAGAAACCAACCAACCCCAGCGGGGCGCAUGCGCACCUGUCAUAGCGUCGACGAGCAUCUUAUCGUACUCGACCCGCCCCUCAUAUUCCUUGGCGACCUGGUGGAACACAGAGUCCCAGAGCACCAUCCCAUGGCGCUGCGCAUUGCUCUUCGUGACCAUCGUCAGCUUCCUCCGCGGGCGGCUCAGCGCCGUCUCGAACGCGAAGCGCAUGAUGCGCUCGAUGCCGACGCGCGUGAAGAUGCUCACUUCCGUCGCGACGGUGUGGGCGGCGUGCGCGCUCGACGGCGUCGUCCCGCCGUGCCCCGCGUACUCGCCCUCGCUGUUCUCGCGCACGAUCACCCAGUCGAGCAGGCCCGGGUCCGCGGCGCACGCGGCGAGCGGGGAGGCCGUGCCGCGCAGGAUGCGCGUCGGGCGCACGUUCGCGUACUGGUCGAGCGUCGUGCGGAUCGGGAGGAUCAUCUGCCACAGCGAUAUGUGGUCCGGCACGUCUGUGUGGGUGUGGUUCGUCGUGAUCAUGAGCGGAUGGCGUGAUAAAGGCGCGAGGCACCGCACCUGGCCACCCGACCGCGCCGAAAUAGAUCGCGUCGUACUUCUUCAGCCCCUCGACGCCGCCCUCCGGCGCGUAGUACCCGCGCGCCUUGUAGUUGCUCGAGCUCCAGUCGAGCGUGUCGAACGUGAACGCGAAGGUGCCGUACGUCGCGGCGAGCGUCGUGAGCACUUGCACGGCCGCAUCGGUGAUGUCGACCCCGAUUCCGUCGCCGGGGAUGCACACGAUGCGGAACGUCCGAGUCGCAGGAGGGCUCAUCUUUACUGUGCGUGUGCGCGGGAGAGCGAGCGAAGACAGGGGCCUUUGUAUCGAUUGGAGCGUGAGGAAUCGAGCGGACUUGACGCGGCUGUAGAGAAGCCCUGCCUAACACUCGGCCGUCGGACCCGAGACCCUCAAAGGCACAUGAGAGCGUUGGUUCGCCCUUGGGCCAUGAAGCCUGAGGUCACGAGAACAAAAGUGGGGUUAUGUAGAGGGCAACUUGCUGCCGGUGCAGCGGUCAUUAUCUUGAUUUGGAUAUCACCAGCAUGAUUAUGUGCCGUCGAAUGCCUCACAAGGCGCGAUUCGAUAGAAAGAACACUUUCAACAUGGCUUCCAGGCGGGGCGGUCUUCAACAAAGGAUGCACGUGAUCUGAGGCCGGUUUAAUUUGAAGACACCGAUUUGGCAAUGUAAAUUUAAAACACUGCACACAUAUUUCUAUCGGAAGACUUCUCAGAAUCAGCACUCGAUGUCCAACUGAGAUGAAAAUGAAGGACUGACACUUGAAUUUUCUUGCUCUACGCGCGGCGGCCUGAUCAGAAACGCCCGAGUCCGUCAGGCAUGAGACGGGUGCUCGCUCCUAUUGACAACUUGUUCUCCCAGUUAGGGUACUUGGCUGCCGUCAUUCUAACCCGUGGAAGAAGCAAUUCUGACACGUAUUUCAAGACGAGAGGCUCAUGUGACGGAAAGAUGCUGUACAGUAUCGAUGAACUACGCGGUGGGCACUCCGGCCCUAUCGAGCCAAUUGGACGCCGGAGUAUAAAUAAGAGAUCCCGUGUUAUUUUCGAGGGGGGCUGCCGUCGGAUCAUGAAGAUGCUGCAGUAUUCGAGAAGAGCAGUGCGAGUAAGUGCGCGCACCUGAUUGGGCUGCGCAGUCGGUCAAAGCAGGGUAGAUGGGAGAGGGAGGCAGUCCGGUCUGAAGACUGAUUUAGACACAUC